Molecule: messenger RNA, 568 nt
Organism: Gigantopelta aegis
Lineage: Eukaryota; Metazoa; Mollusca; Gastropoda; Neomphalida; Peltospiridae
Product: anti-sigma-I factor RsgI6-like
Exons: 3
Coding region: 91-540 (149 amino acids)
Biological process (GO): carbohydrate metabolic process
Molecular function (GO): hydrolase activity, hydrolyzing O-glycosyl compounds
Source: RefSeq, a predicted model, not a curated record
CAAGCUCUGAAGUUCAAGCACGCUAAUGUUGGACUGUAUGGCAUAGGAGUACAAUGUCAUUUCUCCAAGGAAACCACUCCAGACCCAGUAAUGAUCAAGAAACAUCUUGAUACACUCGCCCAGGCCGGUCUCCCCAUCUGGGUGACAGAGUUGGACGUUCACUUCCAGGACGAGCACAAACGAGCAGAUGCCUAUGAAACUGCCUUAAGAGUAUUCUAUGGUCAUCCUGCUGUUGAAGGAAUCAUGUUCUGGGGGUUCUGGAGUCAGCACCAUUGGCGUAAAGACGCAGGUUCACUUGUUAGCGGACACGAAUUCAGACUCAACGCCGCUGGUCAGAGAGUGCUGCAUCUGCUUGAGAAGGAGUGGAUGACUCACGAGAGACACUCUCUGUCUCAGUCUGGAAAACACUUCACAGUGCACGGCUUCCACGGGCACUACGAGGUGCACGUCACGUACAGGGGACACGAAGUCACCGACCAGAGACAGACGUUCACUCUCGGCAAAUCUCCACACACCAUCAACCUGCACGUCUCGCAUUAGUUAUAUUAUUAUCAAAUAAAAACACUUG